Messenger RNA from Tachysurus vachellii, 5759 nucleotides. It is a transcript of the gene neurl4, whose product is annotated as neuralized E3 ubiquitin protein ligase 4. Bases 41 to 4924 code for a protein of 1627 amino acids. Gene Ontology annotation, molecular function: ubiquitin protein ligase activity. Lineage: Eukaryota; Metazoa; Chordata; Actinopteri; Siluriformes; Bagridae. The record is from RefSeq and is a predicted model, not a curated record. The transcript is spliced from 28 exons.
CGUCAAACGAGGUGUCGUGAAGUGCGCCGCCCCAGCGAAGAUGGCGGCCGAGCUGCAUCCGCGCAGCGGAAAACUGAUCGGUCUGUCUAACUCGAAUCGCACGGCGCAGCGAAACCAGCCGGUUCAGGAGUUUAAUCACGGCCUGGUGCUCAGCCGGGAGCCGCUGCGGGAUCGCGAUGUCUUUACGGUUCGGAUCGACAAGAAGGUGAACUCGUGGAGCGGUUCUAUAGAGAUCGGCGUGACCGCGCUGGACCCAGCAGCUCUCGACUUCCCCAGCAGCGCGACAGGACUGAAGGGUGGCUCGUGGAUCGUGUCCGGCUGCUCCGUGCUGAAGGACGGCCGCUCGGUUCUGGAGGAGUAUGGACGUGACCUAGACCAGCUAGGCGAAGGCGACCGGGUCGGGAUCCAAAGGAACGGCCGGGGGGAUCUGCACCUGUGGGUGAACGGGCAGGACUGCGGUCCGGCAGCCAGCGGGCUGCCCUCGCGUCUGUGGGCCGUAGUGGACCUUUACGGCAAGUGCACUCAGGUCACCGUGGUCAGCUGCGAGCCUCCGCUGGACACAGAGAGCGAAGAUUGGGAGGAGUUAGUGGAGACAGGAGAGGCGGACAGGGCGGCGUCUGCGGUGGCAUCUGCCGCGGCGUCUCCGGCUGCUCUCAUGCCGGAUCAUGAGGACAGAACAGGAGGCGUGGCUCUACCCGCCGUCCCUGCUAUAACUGCUGCCGUGAACGGCUCGGCUGAGGACGCGCCCGAAGUUACACGAGGACACAGACACAGCCGACCAGACAAAUUCCCAAAUAACUUCGAUCCAGACACAGUCCUCACGGAGCACCAGUUAUUUGACGUGUUCAACAACGCCAUCGUGUCGCUGUACCGCUCGGAAGACGAGGGUGGAGACGACUCGGGUUUAGGCGGAGCCGGUGGCUCAGGAGGAAGUUCAGACUCAUCCAGAGGGGGAACAGGAAGCAGUAACGGAUCUCGAGGAGUAAACCAGAACGGGGUCGGAGGUCGAGGAGAGGGCAACAAUAACAACCUUUCAGGAAACGGAGGAGGAGGAGGAGGAGGAAAUGGGGCAGGGACGGUGACGGCGGUAAGCAACAGUGGGAUGACCACCAACGACGCGCUGCUGUUCCACGAGAAGUGCGGCACUCUGAUUAAACUGAGCAACAACAACAAGACGGCCGAGAGGAGGAGACCGCUGGACGAGUUCAACAACGGCGUGGUCAUGACAAACCGCCCACUCAAACACAACGAGAUGUUUGAGAUCCGGAUCGAUAAACUGGUGGAUAAAUGGUCCGGAUCCAUCGAGAUCGGCGUGACGACGCACAACCCCAACAAUCUGGAUUAUCCUGCGACCAUGACCAACUUACGCUCAGGAACCAUUAUGAUGAGCGGCUGUGGGAUUUUGACCAACGGCAAGGGCACACGUAGGGAGUACUGUGAGUUCAGCCUGGACGAGCUUCAGGAAGGGGAUCAUAUCGGGCUGAUGAGGAAAGCCAGCGGCGCUUUGCACUUCUACAUCAACGGCAUAGACCAAGGCGUAGCUGCUAACCAGACCCCGGGCGUGGUGUACGGUGUAGUGGAUCUCUACGGCAUGGCGGUAAAAGUCACCAUUGUCCACAAUCACAACCACAGCGAUCGUUUACGUCGCAACAACGCCAUCAUGAGAGCUCUGUCACCCGACGUGGGCCGCCCUCGACCCGCCCUCUCGCUCACCCCAGACACCGAAGCCCCGGACCGGCUUCUCUUCCACACCAACUGCGGGCAGAAAGCGGCCAUCAUCGGCGACGGCAGGACGGCGCUGCGACCUCACGCAACAGACGACUUUAAUCACGGAGUCGUGCUCAGUAAUCGGCCGCUGCACUCCAACGAAGUAUUUCAGGUGCGCAUCGACAAGAUGGUGGACAAGUGGGCGGGGUCUAUCGAGAUCGGCGUGACCACACAUAACCCCGCCUACCUACAGCUACCGUCCACUAUGACCAACCUGCGCUCAGGUAUGUGCCAUAUUGUGAUACUUCAUAAUGUCUCUCUACACACAGUUUGUUCUCUUCACCUCCUGUUCUCUCUCACAGGGACAUGGAUGAUGACAGGAAACGGAGUGAUGCACAACGGAACCACGAUACUAGACGAGUACGGACACAACCUGGACCGACUAAAAGCUGGAGACACUGUUGGUGUGGUGCGGAAGGAUGAUGGCAGCCUGCACUUCUUCGUUAACGGAGUUCCCCAGGGUCCGGCAGCCUGGAACGUUCCGCCCAGCGUUUACGCCGUAGUGGACCUGUACGGUCAGGCGGCUCAGGCAACCAUCAUGGACGAUAUGGCCGACCUCCCCCCUCUCCCUGAGGAUAGCUCAGAGGGUCCCGUCACCAUGUCCCCCGGCAGCCCGUGUUCUGUCACCGGAGUCAGUGCGGCCAGCGACCUUCGCUUCCAUCAUCUGCACGGCACCAACGCCGUCAUCACCAACGGCGGCCGCACGGCUCUUCGUCAGAACUGCCGCAGCGAGUUCAACGACGCUAUUGUCAUCUCCAACAGGUGCCUUCGUGAUGGUGAAUUGUUUGAGAUUGUGAUUCAGAAGAUGGUGGAUCGCUGGUCAGGAUCAAUAGAGGCAGGAGUGACCGCGAUCAGACCAGAGGAGCUGGAGUUCCCCAAUACGAUGACCGACAUCGACUACGAUACCUGGAUGCUGAGCGGCACAGCGAUCAUGCAGGACGGGAACACCAUGAGGAACAACUACGGCUGUGAUCUGGACUCCCUGGGGACCGGCUCCAGGAUCGGAAUGAUGCGUUCUGCCUCCGGAGAUCUUCACUACUACAUAAAUGGAGUGGACCAGGGCGUGGCGUGUACCGGAUUACCGCCAGACGUGUAUGCUGUGAUUGAUCUGUAUGGUCAGUGUGUUCAGGUGUCCAUCACUAGCUCAUCUGGACCUCUUGACAACAGCUUAUGUACUAGUAACAUCACAGAGAAGAGUUUCCCAAUACACUCACCAGUGGCAGGAGUGGCUCAUCACCUGCACAACAAACACGGGAAGAACGUGGUGUUGCUCGGUGACGGCUGCCAGGCCGUCAGGGUGGGAGGGUAUUCUCACGCCAUCGUGUUUAGCGCAAAGGAGCUCAAGACGGACGAACUGUUCGAGGUGAAGAUCAACGAGGUCGAUGAGCGGUGGUCAGGGUCGCUCCACAUCGGCUUGACCACCCUGCUGCCCCCGGACCUCCCGUCGUGCCCCCUCAGCGGCCUUUCGCCCUCCCUCACUCAGCUCAGGUCAAAGGUCACCUGGCUGCUCGCCGGGUCAGAAGUCAGGCGUAACGGCAUUCUACAGAGGCAAAACUUCGGCUGCUCGCUGGACAGACUUACGGUGGGGAACAGAGUGGGUGUGAAGAGAUGCAGUGACGACACAAUGCACAUUUUCAUCGAUGGAGAAGACUUGGGACCUGCGGCCACUGCUGUGGCUAAGAACGUAUACGCGGUGCUAGAUCUUUACGGGAAGGUGACGGCCGUGUCAGUUGUCAGCUCCACUCUGGCAGAGGACACAGACAGCGUGAAAGCUUCGUCUCUCUCCUCAGACAGCUGCAGUGAUGGAGAGGAGGAGUCCACACCGUGUGAGAGCGAGUCUGCCAUGGUUCCCAUGGCGAUGUCCUUCCUGGAGAAUCAUGGGAAAAACAUUCAGCUGUCCAAUCAGAACCUGACGGCCGCUCGAGUGUCGAGUUAUAACCAGGGCCUGUUGGUCACAGCGCACGCUCUGCCUCGCCAGCAGCUCUUCCAGUUUCAGAUAGACAGAUUGAACACGUCGUGGACGUCGUCUCUCUCUCUUGGUGUGAUCGGUCACUCACCAGAUCGCCUCAACUUCCCUUCCACAGCCUGCUGCCUUAAACGCUCCGUCUGGCUGCUACAGCGAGACUCUGUCUUUCACAACUCACUGAAGAUCUGUGAGAACUAUGGGCCAAAUUUAGACACGUGUCCUGAGGGGACGGUGCUGGGUCUGCUGGUGGACUCUAACGGCUGUCUCCACCUGUAUGUUAAUGGGAUGGACCAGGGUGUGGCAGUGCAGGACAUCCCGAGCCCCUGCUACCCGAUAAUCGACCUGUACGGCCAGUGUGAACAGGUUACCAUAGUGACCAGCCAGAUGGAGGCCGUGGGGGCGGAGAGCGGAGACGUGCAUUGCCAAGGUGACAUGGAGAAAGCCGACAUGGUGGACGGAAUAAAGGAGAGUGUGUGCUGGACUCCGCCUCCUGAGGUGAACCCCAACAAGACGUGCGAGUACCAGGCUCUCUGCUCCAGAUUUAAGGACCUGCUCACACUGCCUGAUGGUUACUUUAACGAGGACACAAAGUAUAACUUGUGCUACUGCGAGUCCUGCCAUAAGCUGCGUGGUGAUGAGGCUUACUAUAAGCACGGUGAGCCGCCACGGGACUACGCUCUACCCUUCGGCUGGUGCCGCUUCGCCCUGCGGAUAAAGCCACACUGUGACGUCUCAAACACCUAUAAGAAGUGGCACAUCGCGUACCACGGAACGAGUGUCGGAUCCCUGCGCCGCACGCUGGACCACAGCCAGCUUCUUCCAUCAGACUCCUCGCCCGUGUUUUCGCCGACCCCGGUGAAGGUCGAAGGUCACGGCAGCUACAGCGAACCGGAGGAGAACAGCGCGCCUGAGAGGGAGAUCCCCCGCGUGCACCUCUCCCCCACCAUGCGCUACUCCGGCCUCGAGGUCUUCGCCCCUAAAGUGCAAUUUCGAGACCCUCGCUCGCUGCGCUGUCAUCAUGCCCAGGUGGGCUUCCAGGUGUGCGUGCGUCCGGGCUCUUACAAGGUCGGUCCUCAAUCUCUGGGCAUCGGCGAGCCGCUGGAUCCCAGAUUCAACAACACGGAGAUCGAGUGGAUCACCAAGGAGAAAGGAGGAACCCUACUGUACGGCCUGCUCAUCCGUGUGGAGUGAGGGAUAGAGGGAUAGAGAGAUAGAGAGAGAUAGAGAGAGAGCACUCAGACUGCUGGUACUGCUUCAGAGAAAUGAAGUUGAGCUCUGAUCUCUCCAUUUUUUAUUUUUAUUUGAAGGUGGUCUUUUUUUGGGAGACACUUCCUGCACUUUAUGUUUCAGACCCCAGCGGGUGAUUUCUCUCGAUCUACCCCCUCCUCCCUCCCUCCCUCUCUCUCUCUCUCUCUCUCUCUCUCUCUGUCUCUAUCUCUAUCAAAAUCAAACAAGGUUGGACUCCAAUCACGUCUCAUAGCACAGUCCUGGAUCCUGUGAGCGUUUUUUUUAAAAAAAAAAAAACAAAAUACAAAAAAAACUUGUUAACAGACAAAUCAACAAAUCCGUGUGGAGCCACACAAAGACACCCGGUGGGGAAAAAAAACCGUUAAGAACUAAAACAAAACUCGAGGAAAAAGACUCGGAGACUCUCGGAUCAGGACGAGACUCAGCGCUCAGAGAGAACUCGCUCUGCUGUUUGUGUUCCACUUUCCACCCCAGAAGACUUGAACGCUUACACACAGUGUUACAUUUUUACUAACCGAGUCCCGUUUAACAAAAACAACAACAAAACUCUCGGCUCGCGUGAAGCGGAACUCGCGUCUGGUUUCUUUUUGGUUUUCGGUUCUGCUCGUCGACGGAAGUCAUAAAUCGCCGCUCUCGAUAGCGUGGACUGAAAUAAAGGAAUAACUGAUACCUCUCAGACCGAAAGCUAAUUAUUUUAUAAAGCGUCUCGAGGCGAGAAAGAAUUACAAAUAUUUACACCCCCUCUCCCCUCCCCCACCCCUUCACUUUCGCUCCAGCA